Fragaria vesca subsp. vesca is the source of this 1466-nucleotide messenger RNA. RefSeq names its product transcription factor bHLH147-like. The transcript has a single exon. Lineage: Eukaryota; Viridiplantae; Streptophyta; Magnoliopsida; Rosales; Rosaceae. Gene Ontology annotation, molecular function: protein dimerization activity. The record is from RefSeq and is a predicted model, not a curated record. Gene Ontology annotation, biological process: regulation of DNA-templated transcription. Bases 151 to 837 code for a protein of 228 amino acids.
CAACCUCCGUUCCGUUCUAUUUGAUCCGAUUCGAUUCCCAGCCCUUAUAUCCAAUCCUCUCACCAAAACCAUGACCUUUCUUUCUUGACAAAACAUUUCUGUACCUUCAGCUAGCGCUUUAGAUUCCUCUGGAAUAUUAUAUCGGAAUCCAUGGCGUCAACAACUCUGAUCUCCAAUCCCGUAGCCACCUCCUCCGAUCAUCGUCCUUCUAGAAUACAACGCAAGAAGAAGAAGAAGCAGCAGCUCCAGGCAGCCAAACAGGACCACCACAACCACCUCCACUCCCACGUCACCAAAUGGAAAUCCGAAGCCCAGCAGCAUCUCUACUCCUCCAAAUUGCUCCAGGCCCUCAACAACGUCACCGUUGAGCCCUCCACCCAGUCAUCAUCCUCCACGUGUCCUCCUCCUCCUCCGCGCCGCGGCCGGGCUGUUCGGGAAGCCGCGGACCGGGUCCUGGCCGCGGCCGCCAAGGGGAGGACCCGCUGGAGCCGGGCCAUUCUCACCAACCGGCUCAAGAUCAAGUUCCGGCAGCACCGCAAGCAGCAGAGCGCGGCGGCGGCGGCGACCGGCGCCGGGAAGUUGAAGAAGCAGAAGUUUAGUGUUUUCCGGUUGAAGGGGAAGGGGUUACCGGCUGUGCAGAGGAAGGUGAGGGUGCUCGGCCGGUUGGUUCCCGGUUGCCGGAAGCAGCCGCUGCCGGUGAUUCUGGAAGAGGCGACUGAUUAUAUUGCGGCUUUGGAGAUGCAGGUCCGGGCUAUGAGCCGGCUCACGCAGCUGCUUUCUGUCUCCGGUUCGACUUCCGGCGCCGGCGGGUCAGGUUCUUCGCCGCCGUCGAGUUGAUUAGACAGACCAAUCGCAAGUCGCCAUGUGUCACUUCUUUUCUUUUCUCUCUCUCUCUUUCAGUGCAAGUAAUGCUCAUCAUCAUCAUCAUGAAUCAUGAAUGAUGAAUCAUGUCUCUGUUAAAUACCUGUGUCUAGCUUAAGGAAAAGCCUUUCUCUUUUUCUAUCAUCCAAGUUUGGAGAAAAAAGAAAAAAUAUUUAAUAGAAUAACUUUGAACUGCUGGAUUAGAAUUUUAGAUAGAUGGGAUUCUUCUUCGUCUUCUUCUUUCUUUGUGAUGUCGAAGUGUAUGGUUGGUUGAUCUUAUUGCCUCUUAAUCUUAGUUAGACACCAAUUUGGGUUUUGCAUAUUUGGUAUAGUUUCUUGUCAUCUAACUAUAUAUCAUGAUGAUGAGAGAAUAAGAUUCAUGUUGGGGACCAACCUUAUCAAUAGUUCAAUUUCUUUGGGUUUUACUACCAGUGUGCAUAUGUUCCAGGCAUGAAGUUUAGCAACAAGAUCUAUAUGGGUAGUUUUUGUUCCGAACAAGAUAGGGGAUGAGUGUCGAAUUUGUGUCACCGGUUCAGUUAUCUGAAACUUCAAUCGUCGACUGAUGUGCGUUAGCAAAGUACCAUUAGGAUUAAAACUACGAGAUU